Lacerta agilis (Sand lizard) is the source of this 1677-nucleotide messenger RNA. It is a transcript of the gene AVPR1B, whose product is annotated as arginine vasopressin receptor 1B. Gene Ontology annotation, biological process: positive regulation of vasoconstriction; G protein-coupled receptor signaling pathway; regulation of systemic arterial blood pressure by vasopressin. Gene Ontology annotation, molecular function: vasopressin receptor activity; peptide binding. The record is from RefSeq and is a predicted model, not a curated record. The transcript has 2 exons. Gene Ontology annotation, cellular component: membrane. NCBI's taxonomy places the organism in Eukaryota, Metazoa, Chordata, Lepidosauria, Squamata, Lacertidae. The coding region runs from base 69 to 1373 and encodes 434 amino acids.
CUCUCAGAGAGUCUCAUAUUGCGGAACUUACUUUUGGAAAAUCACCAAACUUCUUUGAAUCCUAGUCAAUGGGGAAGAAUAGCACUGACCGUAGCAGCUUUGUGAACAGAUCUUUUCUGGAGAGCACCAGACUCUUUGAGCCGAAGGAUGGAGACGGCAACCAGACUAUCCUCCACACCCGAGACGAAGAACUCGCCAAGGCUGAGAUUGGGGUCCUGGCAGCCAUCCUGGUGGUGACCCUGGUGGGGAACCUGGGCGUCCUUCUGGCCAUGUACCGGCUAAGGAAGAAGAUGAGCCGCAUGCACCUUUUCAUCCUGCACCUUGGCCUGACCGACCUCGGGGUGGCGCUCUUCCAGGUCCUUCCUCAAAUGAUCUGGGAGGUGACCUAUCGCUUCCAGGGGCCGGAUCCUCUUUGCAAGGCUGUCAAGUACCUGCAGGUGCUCAGCAUGUUUGCCUCCACCUACAUGCUCAUUGCUAUGACGCUGGACCGCUAUAUGGCGGUGUGCCACCCGCUGCGCACCCUGCAGCAGCCCAGCUGCCAGGCUUACCAGAUGAUCGGGGUCACUUGGCUGCUCAGCUGCCUGCUCAGCUUGCCUCAGGUCUUCAUCUUCUCUCUGAGGGAGGUGCAGCAAGGCUCUGGCGUGCUGGACUGCUGGGCGGAAUUCAAGUACCCCUGGGGGGCUAAAGCCUACAUCACGUGGAUGACCUUGUGCGUCUUCGUGCUGCCCGUGGCCAUCCUCACCGUCUGCUACAGCCUCAUUUGCCACAAGAUCUGCAAGAACCUUCGAGGGAAGACACAGAGCUGCGGUCCUUGUCCUGCCCCUACGACUGAUGCUGCUGCUGCUGCUGCUAUUUCUUAUACAGCCACUGUUCAGAAGGGAGCAGAGUGCCAGUCUGGCUCCCGGGUCAGCAGCGUGCGCACCAUCUCGAGGGCAAAGAUCCGCACUGUGAAGAUGACCUUUGUCAUAGUGCUGGCCUACGUCGCUUGCUGGGCUCCCUUCUUCAGCAUGCAGAUGUGGUCGGUGUGGGACCGGAAUGCCCCGAAUGACGAGUCCAGCAAUGCAACUUACACCAUCACAAUGUUACUCGCCAGCCUCAGCAGCUGCUGCAACCCCUGGAUUUACAUGUUCUUCAGCGGACAUCUUGUUCAUGAUAUCAUGCACUUCUUCUCCUGCUGUGGGAACCUUCACUCCAGCCUCAAGAGGCAGUUCUCCAACGGCAGCCUCUGCAGCCGGAAAACCACUAUCUUGACUCAAAGCCCGCAGAGCACCCUGGUUGCGGCUGGUGCCGGUGUUCAGAUGCAACUGGGGAGCUUGAAAGAUUUCUACCAGCCCUAUGAGGAGGACACAGUGACUGAAUCAAGGGAGCUCUAGAGUAUAGGCUUGGGCCACUGUACAGUAGUUACUCUGUGCAGGGAGCUCCGAACGGUAAUGGAAAGCAGGGGAACUUGAUGGUCUUAUCAUGUAUGGGAUUUAAAUCUAUCUUUCCACAAGAGCUUUGUUCUGCAGAAACUUGAGAGUUGGCAAAGAAUACCUGCAUCCCAUUUAUACUUAUGUGUAAUAUAUUGUGGGCUUCUAGGUAGUCCCUGUGAGAACAGAGUUCUGAGCCAGAUAGACCUCUGGUCAGAUCCAGCAAGGAUCUUCCUAUGUUCUUACCUGUCACUUCGGCUUUUCUAUC